Porites lobata is the source of this 2591-nucleotide messenger RNA. NCBI's taxonomy places the organism in Eukaryota, Metazoa, Cnidaria, Anthozoa, Scleractinia, Poritidae. The record is from the annotation of a GenBank genome assembly.
AUGGCGUCGAGUUCGGCUGACGAUUGGCGCUCCAUGGCAUUGCGUCAAAAAGUUCUCUCUCAAAUGUAUGUUUUGGUCAUAAGCAGGACACAAAUUGCCUCUUAAAGCUGAGAGUUUCUUUUAUCGUCUCUGGCUUUGUCAACAAACCGUUAUUUAGCUGUUUUUUAAAAAUGCGUUUUUUUCUUUAACGUGCUGAGCCUCGUAUUUCCGUUUCAGAGAGGAAGCGGUAAAAAGGUCUGGCAAUCCAAACGUGUUGAUGAAAAACCCCAGUGAAUCGGAGAAUCAGAUGUAUCUCAAGGCGAAAACAAAGGUUUGUGUACAUUUUUUAAUUAUUUAACAUUAUAUUACUUGCAAUAUUUCCCUGCCUUGUGAUAUUGUCUUGAAUACACUUUGAUUCUGAUCGUUUCACGAACGUCGCCGAAGUCCCAUUAGUUCUUUUUUGAUUUUCGUUCUGACAUCUGUAAUGUGAAAUGGCUCUCAUUAGAGAGAGAAAAGUGAGGUUGCGAUAUAUUUGUACGUGUAUUAAAAGCGAAUGACAGUGGUCAGGCACGCGUUAGUGUAUGACUCUCUUGCAGUCCUCUCUAGCCUCCCACGCAGGCGUUAUUAGAGGGGCUCGUUUUUCAUCCCUCUCCACAAACGCCUGCUCAACCCAAGACAACAUUCCUUUCCCAAGCUUAGCCAAUCACAUUGUACUUUCCAAAUUCUGGAAAGUUGACCUUGACUGCAAGGUAAUCUGAUAAUUACUUGAUCUGCAUGAAACACUGGGAAAGCUUUCAGACCUCUAAUAAAUGUUAGAUUCAGAGCGGCAAAAAUAAAAUUUAGUCAAAUUUUAGAAUACUCCAUGCACUCCAUAGUCUUAGCGAAGGAAAGAAAAGAAGGAAAACGGUAACUCUAGGGUCACGUUUUAGUCAUGUUUAGCCUGUCAAAUAAGAAUACUUAAUUGCACAACUGUUGAUUGGUCACUUACCACGUAAAUAAAACAAUGGGAAAGGAAUGUUGUUUUCAGUUGAGCAGGCGUUUGUGGGGAGGGAUGAAAAACGAGCUCCCCUAAAAAUGCCUGCGUGGGAGGCUAUCUCAACCCCAAAAGAACAAAAACCUGGAGAUUUGAGGAAAAACCUAGAGAUUUAUCAAGCAAAAUGUUGUGAUUUGUCUGUUGCAAGCAGAUCAAUUAUUUGGCUGAGGCAAAUAAUAAAUUGAUCUGCGAGACACUGACAAAUCACGAUAUUUUGCGAUGACCAAGUUCAAUAAUUGUUUUAUCAUAAUUUCGAUCACAGAGUUUGUCUUUUUAAUAGUUAUCCUUGGGAAGCGAAGCAAAGCGAUCUGCCAUUUUCACACAGAAGCGAUCGCAAGAAGGAGAAAAGCACAGUUUCCUUCAUGUAUGAGCAGAAUAUUAUUUGCAGCCAAACACUGUUGGACGGCAUUGCUCAUGAGCAGACCAUUAUUUGUAGGCAGUUAUUUGCAGGUCACUUGGUGGGCUCUCGGCCAAUGAAAAGAAAGAAAAAUUUGCUUCGAAUGAUUAUAAUAAUUAUUGUUUUUUAAAAUUUUUAAAAAAAUUUAAAAAUUUUAAAAAAUUUUUUUGUAGCACAUUCUUUAAAUUAUUUUAAGAAUGUGCUACAAAAAAUAUAUAUAUAUAUAUCUGCAGAAAGGGCUUUGAAGAGUGCAAGCUCUAAGGUUAAUUUCUGUAAUUUUGGGCUAAUCAUCUUUUACACUGUAUGUUUACACUUCUGACCUUUAGUUAACUAAUUUGCCCCUGAACGGCUCAUAACCACUAAUGCCAAUCCACAUCCCCUCUACCACCCGUGAUGCAAUUACUUUUAACGGUUAACAGCAGUUGUGACACUUAACUUUUACAUGGAAAAGAUAUAUUUGAAAUCAUACUGGAAUGAGCACAAUUCAGGUAAGGGCGCUGUGAAAAACUCUAAAAACCAUGUAAAAUUGAGCAGAAAAUUCCAAUAAACAUCUUGUUCCACUACCCCCCUUCAUUCUUAUGAUCCUAAAAGCUUUUCCAACAACUUUUCCUUUCAAAUUGAAGCAUACUUAAUGGCCAGCUAAGGAAAAAACGGGGCAAGAAAACCUAAAGGAGGAGGAGAGAAAAGUAAAAGUCGAGACUGCUGUCUCUUUUAAUCUCAAAACUUUGCUUUCUGCACAUGCUCAAGCUUUGGAAGCUGAUAUUUAGCAUGUGGAAAAGAAGUCCAGGAAGUGCUGGAUACAUAACAAAGAUCUUCUUUCAGGUUUGGUUCAUUUUAGCCAGACAGUAAUCAGAAAAUGGCUUGAAUAGCUUAAAGGACAUUAUUAGGCAAAAUUCCUAAGAGCAAAAUGCGGAAGUUAUUAUUAGUAAACAGUGCUGAUUUUGAACGGGACUUUGAAUGAGAUGCUUGAAGUGAGUUUGUUAUUAAAUUUUAGACAGGAUUCUGUGUGCUGCAAUGGAACACUGGCUGUCAUAGUAGCUAAGAUUCACAAGUUUUUCUCGAAUGUUUUCACAGCAUCUACAAAAAACAGCUGUCAUAAGGUGAAUUAACUCAAAUUUUUCAUUUUUCUUUCAGGUUGAGUACCUGUCAGAUGUUGCACAUCUUUUGGUUUACAUUCGAGAU